AUGGCGUGGCGGUACCUGGCCCCCAGGCGCGGCCGGCAGUUCUUCAGGGGCUUCCUGCCCUCGGGCGCGGUGCUGCUGCUGGUGCUGCAGGACGCAGGCAGCGAGAGCGACUUGCGGAAGCUGGGCGCAGCCCUACUGCGCCUGCGCGGCGCGCUGCGCAUGCUCGUGCUCACCCCCGGCGCCGUGCUCAGGAUGGAGCCAUUUGAGCGAUGGACUGACGAAUGGGGCACCAUCAGGCAGAUGUCAGGUCCACUGUCCCAGGCCCUAGACAUUCCUGCACCUGGUGUGCUGGGGCAGAUGCGUGGCUAUAAGCUGCUGCUGGUCCACGAGCCUCGUGACGACCUGCGCGUAUACGAUCGCCUGUACCGGCCGGCUUGGCAGCACAGUUGGAACGGUCGAGUCCUGAGCCUCAUCCAGACACAACUCAACUGCUCCUUCCGCUUAAUCCGUGUCAACAAAGACUUCGGGACGCUCGGAUUGUAUGAUAUAUCAUACAGCCUGAGAUCUCUGACACGUUCUGCUAUUCACCAGUUCGUGACUCCUGCCAUUUCAGAAACGCAUUUUCUAAUCACCGCUUCUCCACGCGUAGUUAUCCCUCUGUGGACACAGAUGGCUGUUUUGUUCAGACAGGAGAUCUGGUUAUGCAUUGCAGCUGCUUAUAUUACUGCCUGUUCUGUGUGGUAUGCCACUGGAAGAUCCAAGAUCAACACAAGUACACGUCUUUACAUCAUCGCAGGCAACACAACACUCAGCAAAGUUCACCAUACCUAGACUGAAUGAG
Messenger RNA from Schistocerca gregaria, 781 nucleotides. RefSeq lists its product as uncharacterized. The transcript is spliced from 4 exons. Lineage: Eukaryota; Metazoa; Arthropoda; Insecta; Orthoptera; Acrididae. Bases 1 to 771 code for a protein of 256 amino acids. The record is from RefSeq and is a predicted model, not a curated record.